Molecule: messenger RNA, 579 nt
Organism: Pseudozyma hubeiensis SY62
Lineage: Eukaryota; Fungi; Basidiomycota; Ustilaginomycetes; Ustilaginales; Ustilaginaceae
Exons: 2
Coding region: 1-579 (192 amino acids)
Biological process (GO): small GTPase-mediated signal transduction
Cellular component (GO): plasma membrane
Molecular function (GO): GTP binding; GDP binding; GTPase activity
Source: RefSeq, a predicted model, not a curated record
AUGUCAGCUCCAGGAAGCUCCACUCUUCGCAAGAAGAGAAAGAUUGCCGUCCUCGGCUCACGAUCAGUCGGCAAAUCGUCCCUGAUCGUACGAUACGUCGAGGACGCCUUUGUCGACUCCUACUACCCAACCAUCGAAAACAUCUUCCAGAAAACCAUCACACACAAAGGUCAAGAAUACGACUGCGACAUCAUCGACACCGCAGGCCAGGACGAAUACUCGAUCCUCAACUCGAAACACGCCAUCGGCAUCCACGGCUACAUGCUCGUCUACAGCAUCGCAUCGCGCAACAGCUUCGACAUGGUGCAGACCGUCUACGACAAGAUCCUCAACUAUACCGGAACCGAAUCGGUACCCUGCGUCAUCGUCGGGCAGAAGAGCGAUCUGCACGUGCAGAGGCAGGUCAGCGAAGCAGAGGGAAAGCAGCUGGCGGCGCAGUUGAAGGCCGCUUGGAUCGAGGUCAGUGCGAGGCACAAUGCGAAUGUCGCAAAGGCUUUCGAGUCUAUGUUGGGUGAAACGGAUAAGGGUACAACCGAGGGUGGUCCCGAGCCACAACCUAGCAAGUGCAUCGUCAUGUAA